Messenger RNA from Trichoderma gamsii, 963 nucleotides. Its product is annotated as solute carrier family 25 member 38. NCBI's taxonomy places the organism in Eukaryota, Fungi, Ascomycota, Sordariomycetes, Hypocreales, Hypocreaceae. The record is from RefSeq and is a predicted model, not a curated record. Gene Ontology annotation, biological process: glycine import into mitochondrion. Gene Ontology annotation, cellular component: mitochondrial inner membrane; mitochondrion. Gene Ontology annotation, molecular function: glycine transmembrane transporter activity. The coding region runs from base 1 to 963 and encodes 320 amino acids. The transcript is spliced from 2 exons.
AUGGGCACAACAACGCCGUCGUCAUCGUCAUCAUCAUCAGCAAAAUCAGCUGUGGCAGUGCAACACUUCCUCUCUGGCCUUGGGUCGGGAGUGGCCUCGGCCGUGCUCCUACAGCCGCUGGAUCUCCUCAAGACGCGGACUCAGCAAUCGGGUCGUCUCUCACUGCUGAGCUCCUGGAAGGAAUUGACACAAUCGCCACAUCCAAUCCGGGCGCUAUGGAGGGGAACUGUGCCGUCGUCUCUGCGCACAGGCAUAGGAUCGGCCAUUUACUUCUCAUCGCUGCAUAGCAUCCGCGAGUUUAUCCAGAGAUCGAAUGCAGUCAACCAGCAGGCCCAUUCCCACAGCGCCUCGUCGUCGUCGCUGCCGAAGCUGAGCAAUUCGGCCAACGUGGUGGCUGGCGCUGUGGCACGGACAUGGGCAGGCUUUGUGCUGAUGCCCUUGACUGUCAUCAAGGUCCGGUUUGAGUCAACUCUUUAUUCCUACCGGUCCAUGUGGGCCGCCAUCAAAGAUAUCAAUCACCAGGCAGGUCUCCGGGGCUUCUUCUCUGGCUUUGGCGCAACUGCCAUACGGGACGCCCCCUAUGCGGGCUUGUACGUAUCCAUCUACGAGAUGCUGAAGAGGGAACUGGGCUCCUUCGUUUCUCACGAUGGCAUGACCCCUUCCAUGGCCAGCUCUGUCAACUUUGCCUCGGCCAUCUCGGCGGGCGCAAUUUGCUCGGCAAUCUCAAAUCCAAUCGAUGUCUGCAAGACGCGCAUUCAGCUACAGCCGGACCAAUACCGGAAUAUGUUUCAUGCUGGCUACAGAAUGGUCACUGAGGAAGGCCUGCAUUCGUUGUGGCGCGGGCUGGCCCUCCGAAUGAGUCGUAAAGCAAUAAGCUCUGCGCUUUCAUGGACGAUAUACGAGGAACUUAUCCGUAGAUAUGCGGGGAGCCACGGCGCAAGGCGUAGUCUCAAAUCACUAUAA